This is a messenger RNA of Serendipita indica DSM 11827, 2706 nucleotides long. NCBI's taxonomy places the organism in Eukaryota, Fungi, Basidiomycota, Agaricomycetes, Sebacinales, Serendipitaceae. The record is from the annotation of a GenBank genome assembly.
AUGUCCUUUCGCGCAAGACCUCCUUCUCCGACCAAUACCGCCUUUUCGGGCGUCUCAAACUACCGAUCAGAGUCUUACCGCACCCUGCGCGAUCCUCAACGACCAAACGGCAGCAUGGGAGGUGCAGGAGCAGAGCCAUUACCACAAACAGACGGCCAAAAGAUUGCAAAGGUCCAUUUCGACGAACUGCAGGCAUUUCUGUCGACACACAUCGCAAAGGAGGCCCCGAAUUCGCGUGCCAGCGCGCGCGAAAAGCUCACUAGGCUCACCCGACAACAGUUUCAAGAGCUGUCGACAGACGUAUAUGACGAACUGAUUCGACGAAAUGCCAAAUCAGAGACACCCCAUCUUCCGACUCGCGACGACUUUCAUCCGAAGCGGAACCAGGCCCGACAAAAGCUGUCGACACUUCCCAAAGCGCGUUUCAAAGACCUUGCGUCGGACGUUUACUUUGAACUCGGACGACGGUACCCCGAGUUUAAAGAGCCAGAGAUCCAGCCUGACACGCCCGAAUCGAAUUAUGACGACUAUGGCGGCGAAAAGGCAGUGAGCGGACGCCCUGUUCCGCAAGAUGGCUAUCGUACACGCUCGCCGGACAAUUCUAACAACAUGAGCAAUGGAAUCGGGAGGCUAGGCCAAGCCCGCGCGGAUCUGGGCCCCGCAAGACGGACGACACCGGAUCAAACAUAUGGUCGCCGUUCAGAGGACAAUCGACCGUUUGGACGCCAACCCUCUCAGGCAUCACGAAACGGUGCUGGGAACGAUGAUGGAGAGAGCACGUAUUCUGCGUCGAGACGACGACCGUCGAAUGGAUCCGAAGCGCAUGUUCCGCCAGGCCCCUCGACGGCAACAUCUGGCAUGGUGAUCCCCAAUAAAUCGACGAUUGCCGAAGAGGAGAUUCAGGUGCCUUAUGGACGCGACUCUCGGGCACCCCGAGAGUCGGAUAUUCGCGACUCUGUUGCCAGCGAUCUUUCAGCGGACAUUAAACUCGAUGACACACCUCCUCCGCCUAUGCAGAGAAAGGGGAGUGGAGGAAACAAUUUGGCUGCCUCGACGGCUGGGUUGGACGAGUCGAAAUGGGGCAGCUCGCCUGUUACACCAUUGCAAGGCGGUCUGAGCGCGUUGGCGGCUGGGUUAGGCAAGAACCGGAAUCGGAGUCCACCGAGUGAUGAAGAUGAUCGGACGGAUUUCUUUGAUACUUCAACGGUCGCCCGACGACCCACCUUUGGAGGUGUAGAUCGAGAGGAGACGGAGAAAAUGCGCAAGGAUUACGAGUACCGGAUCACAAACUUGCAAAGUAAAGUUGGGACGCUACAGGAUGAACUCGACAGAGUGAACAAGGAGAGGCAAAGCGACAAAGAGCGAAUACGCGAGUUGACCGACGAGAUUGCAUCUAUGAGAAGUAAAUCGGGCGAUACUUCGUCUGCCUUGCGAGACAUGGAACGUCGCCUGGCUGACGAGCGGUCCGAACGGGAGCGUGCAGAGCUUCAGAUGGUGGAAGCACACUCACAAGAGCUUCGCAAGCUACAACAGAGAUGUGAUGAACUGGAGAGGGACAAAGGGAGCGCGUCUGCCUUUGGGGACUCGGCGGGUAUUAUCGAGGACCUCAAAGCGGGCAUGGAAUCGCUGCUCGAAGAAGUCAAUGAGCUAGCAACUCGAAACGACCAGCUCAAUUCAGCCAAGGACGAGGAUGCAGCAAUGAUUCAGCAGCUAGAAGAACAAGUGGCCGAUUACAAGAAAAAGUAUGAAAAGGCAAAGACGGAACUCCGCGGCCUCAAAGCCACCUCGCAAUUAUUCUUGCAGAGACCGAGAAAUGAGGAUCAGCUUCCGACCUCGAGGACAGGCGCCAUCCAAGAUGUUCAUAUCACAGCCUUCCAAAGCGCUGCCGACGAAUUACUUUCGGCUGGCCGGUCUGAUGCUCCUUCGCGCGUCCUAACGCCGAUGAAGGCUGUCGUUGACGCAGUGUCGGCAAUUAUCGAGGAUGCACGUGCCUAUGACCUCGCGCAGCGGUCAAAGGACGAUACGCCAAUUGACUAUGCGACAAUCGAUAAUUUAUGCGAACGCACACAGGCGACAUUGAGUAAUUUGGUCACGGCCUCCAAGACCCAUGCCACCAGCUAUGGAUUGUCGCCCGUCAGUCUGCUCGACGCCGCAUUGAGCCACGUCUCUGCGAGCGUCACCGAGUUGGCAAAACUUCUCCUCGUCCGCCGGUCACCGCGGGAGACGGACGGCGCUUCGACAAACGGUAUGUCAAAUGGGCGUUAUGGCAAUAAUCUCACAGUGGGCAAUGCUCCCAAGCUCGUAAGGAUUGAAGAACCGAUGAGCCCCGACUACUCGGAACCGCCUUCAGCCGGUCGCGGCGAUUGGGCAGAGGUCAAGCCUUAUCUCGAAGCGCAGUCGGAGCAGCUCGUGCAGUCUAUCCAGGCCAUCUUGAAUGCCGUUCGCAACCCAUCACCCUCGGUCGAGCUCAACGACAAUGUGACCCAGAUUAUCACCAUUGUGUCGAGUAUUGUCGCCGUCUCGCGUGACAGUCUUCCCCAGUCGUCGUAUAGCCGUGGCCUCACAAUCCUCAAUACGCUGAGCGAGCACUGCAACAAGCUAAGCGAGACGCAAUCCGAACGCACGAUCUCAAAGGACGGACGACAGGUUCUGGCUCAGUCGAGCUUUGCUAUUGCGAGUGCCGUCAAGGAGUUGAUGAAGCUAUAG